UCGAGUUGUUCAGAUUAUUAAAGAGUGCGCUUUGCAACAUUGCGUAGGAAAGUACGAAUCGGUUAUGUUAAUUAGAAUUAGUGGGAAACGAUUAGUUUUACCUAGUAUAUUCCUGUUUUCGUUGUUAACAUUGUAAUAAUAGUUCUGCGAGUGUUACUGAUAAUGAUGUUUGAAUAAUUUUCCCGCUGAAAAGGUAUAUAUGCUGGAAUAAAAACAGCAGAAUUGUACGGAAAUUGUGUGCUCUUACCUGCUUGCAAAAAUAUAAGGAUCUAUACAAAAGACGAGAAAAUUCUGGGGAUUCCGCAGAUACUGCGAUCCAAGCCGUGAUCGGAUGACAGAAACAACAAGCGUAUUAGAAAAUGUGACGAUAAUAGCGCGAAGAAGCUAUGGGGUCGAGGAGGAAAUGCUAAUGCCCGCCGGUGGUUACGUGGCCGCGGCAGUGGUGUUGUUUUUCAUUGGUUUCUUCGGUUUCUUUUUGAAUUUGAGCGUCAUUGUACUCAUGCUGAAAGACACUCAGUUAUGGACACCACUAAAUAUAAUUUUAUUCAAUUUAAUAUGCAGCGAUUUCUCGGUGUCCAUAUUGGGCAAUCCUUGGACUCUGAUAUCAGCGGUGUCGUAUAAGUGGAUUUUCGGAGCGGUUAUGUGCCAAAUUUACGCGUUUUUCAUGUCUUUAUUAGGUAUUACGUCAAUAACAACACUAACAGUUUUAGCGUUCGAAAGAUACCUCAUAGUAUCGAGGCCUUUUAGAAACCACAGCCUUAGCAGGAAGGAUGCAGUGUAUUUGGUGAUUGGAAUAUGGAUUUACUCUCUUUUACUAACGAUACCUCCGCUAAUUGGCUGGGGUAAAUUCGUCCCGGAAGCUGCUAAUAUCAGGCACGUGAACAUCUUCAUAUUCUUCGCUCUUUCGAACCCCGAAUUACUUAUUUAUUGUUUCAGUUGCUCGGUGAACUGGGAAGAGCACUCGUACAAUGCAAUGACUUAUAUCAUGUAUAUUUUCGCCUUCGGUCUAGUUUUACCGCUUGGAGUGAUAAGUUUCAGUUACUUCCAUAUUAUUCACCAAAUGAAAAAGAAUAAUAUGACCGUGGGUCAGACAUCGAAGGCGGAGAGAAGAGUCACGCUGAUGGUGCUGUUAAUGAUAGUGUCUUAUCUGUUCGCUUGGUCACCGUACGCGGUAUGCGCGUUAAUCGAGCAAUUCGGGGAGCCUUCUACUAUAUCACCGGCAGUUGGAGUUUUGCCAGCGCUCUUAGCCAAAAGCAGCAUAUGCUACAACCCUAUCAUCUACGUAGGAUUAAACAGUCAGUUUCGGCAGGUUCUGAAGCAGUAUUGGCAGUUCAAAGACAGGACGCAGGAGAGCAAUUGCGAGACCUACGCUAUGGGGGUUUCGAAUUAUGUGUCGACUACCUACGUUGAUACAGCGAAAUUCGGCAAAUUGACUCCGACGAAAGCAGCCAAAGCGCAGAUGUUCGUGUUCAGAAAAGACAAGUGCAAGGUCGCUUUGGCGGAAAAUAAGGGGAGAAAUAUGAGUUGCAACAGUCAAGUUUGAAGUUCAUGGCGAGCGGCGGGUUUUGAUUGAAAAAUUGGAUCCGUUAUUUGGUGAAUUUAUUUUGAAAAUAAAAGCGUAAUGGAAAAUUCGCAUGAAAAUUUAGAUUAAAUAAUGCAAUGAAAAUGUGCACUUUAAAAAGCUUUUAGUGAACAAGACCGAUGAAUACAAUUUUUCUAAGCUCUACAAAAAGCUUCCAAUGAUCAAUUUAUACUAUACAUAAACGUAAUCAGGGUUUCUCAAAAAGUGAUUUGAAAUUAUAGACUGAACCUAUAUUUUUAAAUCAAGAAACCAGUCGGUUUCUAGACUAGUAUUAGUUUUUAAAAUAAUCAAUUUAAUAUUGUAAUAAAUAAGUAGAAGCUCUUACCGAAUUUUUUGUAGCGGAAUCAAUAGAAAACUGAGUUAAUUCAAAUACAUUUUACAAAUCAAUUAGAUAUAGAAUUUUUUUGUCAAUUUGGAAUUAAAUUCUACAUUACCUACAAUUUACAUUAUUACAUGAAGUUGUAUUAAAACAAAUGGAUUUUAAUGAAUUAAUGUUACCCCAUAAUUUUUCCACCUAUUGUGAGAAAAAAACAAUUUAGAUUUCAUGGUUUGAUCAUUUUUCAAUUAAUGUAAGUAUUAAUGUACUAGAAAAAACGUGUCUCAGAUGAAUAUCGAGGAACAACCACAUCUCGCGAUUUAACAAGGAAAUCGAAGCGAAAACAGAUUGCAUUAAAGAUACCAACGGUUCAUUAAAAACUAACGUUGUUCUUAUAAAACGCGCUUUUGACGUCAGUAAACUCGAUACCGAAUCGACGAUUCCACUCAAAUACUCAAAAAAAUACCCACGGCCGCAUAAUUUCCAGCAAAUAAUAACGAUUCUUUUCUUUUCUACGGAAGGGAGAAACGCAAACGUAAUCUCCGGCAUGCCCGAUCUGAUCGAUAUCGCGCUUAAACAUGCUCAAGUAGGAAGGGAAUCCAUUCUUCUGCGAUAUUCCUCGGAUAACUACAUUAAAUUUCUGAGCACUUAUGUUUGUCGAACGGAAUUGCGGCGGACGAGGCUAAAUUUAAACGCAAAACGUAGGUACGAAUCCCGAUUGAAUUACCGGGUCCCUUAACGACCCGACACCUAAAUAAAAUAAACCAUGUAACUCUAUAAAUUCCUUUCAGAAAAUUUCGACGAGCGUUAAAUUGGAACCUAGUUUGUAAUAGAUUGCAAACUGUCUCAUCAAUUUCAAAUGUAAUGUUGGAAUAUUCGAAUGUGCGAUUUAUUCGAUUUGAUAUACUUUAUUUGAUAUCACUUUAUGUAUUCUGGCCGUUUACUUACAUAAGGUGCAAAACAAAUAUCAACAAAUAUUUGAUUUUCUGCUCCAACAAUAUAGAGUAACGAUAUCAAAGGGGUUUGUUUUGUUAUUACCUACAUAUUUUCAUUCUUAGUUCUCUCAAUUUUAAUGCCAACUGUGGUGCAUAGCGACACUCGAUAUUAAAAUUUAUUAAUUUUUGUUUACAUUUUUGUGAUUAUUUAUUUACCCGUAACUUCUAUUAUUUCGGAGCGAACAAAAUUGAUGGAUGUUUGGCUAAUUGAUUCGUACCUACUAUUGUUAUUUUUUACAAUCGGAGCAAUUAUUAGCAUAUAUCAAAUACAUAAACAAUCGAAUUAAAAAUACAAGCGAAUUUAAAAAGCAUCGUAAUAAAAAUUAUGAAAAUAUUUGAUACGGUUUAAUAAAUCGAUACGAUCUGAAUGUAUACAAUAUUUUUACGGAGG
Molecule: messenger RNA, 3284 nt
Organism: Phyllotreta striolata
Lineage: Eukaryota; Metazoa; Arthropoda; Insecta; Coleoptera; Chrysomelidae
Source: the annotation of a GenBank genome assembly